This is a messenger RNA of Choloepus didactylus (southern two-toed sloth), 2276 nucleotides long. RefSeq names its product ankyrin repeat and SOCS box containing 14 (gene ASB14). Gene Ontology annotation, biological process: intracellular signal transduction. The transcript has 8 exons. The record is from RefSeq and is a predicted model, not a curated record. NCBI's taxonomy places the organism in Eukaryota, Metazoa, Chordata, Mammalia, Pilosa, Megalonychidae. Gene Ontology annotation, molecular function: protein binding. The coding region runs from base 203 to 1897 and encodes 564 amino acids.
GUCUCAGGAAGCCUAAAAUCGGGUUAUUCCAAAAGCUGAACACUUUGGGGAUCUACAGCUGAUUGUCCAGAGUGUGAAGUAGCCUUGCCAAGGAGAGGAAACUCAGCACAACUCAGCAAAGAGCUGCUGGGAUCCUCCAUGGACAGAGCUGUUUUUCUGUGUGUGAGAAGACUAUGAGGGUAUUCAUAGGCCUCGGUGAUAGAUGAAAGGCCUAUGCCAUUUAAAUUUGUCUUUCAUAAAAGUUGGUGCUAGAAUUCUGUUGUCUCAUGCACUGACCUUGAUGGUGGAAUUCAGAAGCAAUAUAGGUGGCUUUGCAUGUGUGCCAAAUGUGAAUCUGUUCUCAUUUGACUUCUUAAUAGGUAAGGAAGAUAUAUUGUCACAGUUGACCAAGUACCAUUAUGCUUUUGAUGAAGCAGAUGGGAUAGGCUGGCUUCCUCUGCAUAAGGCUGCAGUGCAAUUAAAUACGAACAUUCUAGAAAUAACCUUGAAAGCUUCAAAACCCAGUACAUGGGAGCAAACAACCCACAAUGGUGAAACACCACUUUUUUUGGCUGUCAACAAUUGCCUCUUAGAAAAUGUCAGUCUUCUUCUUCUCAAUGGCUGCAAUCCGAAUGCCAAGAAUUUCGAAGGCAACUCUCCUCUUCUUACAGCUGUUCUACAUGACUCCUACGACAUGGCUGCCUUACUGAUCAGCCACGGAGCGGAUGUCAAUCUGCGGUGUGCCAACGAGAGGACAGCUCUCCACAAAGCAGCCAAACUGGGCAGAAAGGACAUGGUGAAGCUUUUGCUGGUUUCUGGGGCACACCCUGACCCACAGAGUUCCUAUGGAUUUACUCCGCUUGCUCUUGCUGCCCAAACUGGGCAGACUGAAAUCAUGGAGCUAAUGCUGCAGAAAGGAGCCAAUGCUCUAGGUCAGGCCUCUGAUUCUUCUUCCAUCUUACUUGAAGCUGCUAGUGGAGGAAAUCCAGACUCGGUGACUCUCUUGCUAGAGUAUGGUGCUGAUGCCAACAUCCCUAAGAGUUCAGGCUACCUGCCCAUUCAUGUGGCAGCUGACAGAGGCCACUUGCUAGCUCUGAAGAUUUUGGUUCCGGCUACGGAUUUGGCUGCCGUUAAGCAGAGUGGGAUCAGCCCAGUUCACUGCGCAGCAGCAGGAUCACACCCUGAGUGCCUGGAACUUCUCAUCCAGGCUGGAUAUGAUGUGAAUUUCAUGCUAGAUCAGAGAAUUCGCAAACACUAUGAUGACCGAAGGAAGUCAGCUUUGUAUUUUGCUGUAUCAAAUGGUGACCUCUGUUCGGUUAAGCUGCUUCUGAGUGCUGGAGCUCUGCCUAAUCAAGACCCAGUUAACUGCCUCCAGAUAGCCCUAAGGAUAGGCAACUAUGAGCUUAUAAGUCUGCUGCUUCAGCAUGGUGCCAACGUCAAUUACUUCUGUAGAGUUAACCCUUUACACUUCCCAUCAGCACUGCAGUACACGCUGAAAGAUGAAGUCAUGCUCAGGAUGCUACUGAAUUAUGGGUAUGACACAGAGCGAUGUUUUGAUUGUCCUCAUGGGGACAAAGUUCAUCCUUUCUACACUUUUGAAGGCUGGACAUCCACUGUUAUCAAAGACACUAUGGUUGUUCGAGUGAUGCUGGACUAUGUCGAUCAAGUUCGGAUCUGUUCAAAGUUGAAAACUGUGCUCCAAAAACAGGGCCUCUGGUCAGAAAUCAAUUUUAUCUUGACAAAUCCUCGUUCCCUAAAACAUUUGUGCCGCCUAAAAAUCCGGAAAUGCAUGGGACGUUUACAUUUGCGCUGCCCUGUCUUCAUGUCAUUUCUUCCAUUACCCAAUCGUCUAAAGGCAUAUGUCCUUUACAAAGAAUAUGACCUUUAUGGACAAGGAACUUUUACAGGACUCUGGUAAUGAAACUAUUCUAAAGGAAAAGGGAUGAAUGCAUGACUACACGACGAUACUGUUAACAAGUCACUGUACACUUUGGAUGACUGCAUGGAAUGUGAAUAUAUAUCAAUAAAACUGCAUUUUAAAAAGAGAACAAGAGCGGAGAGAAGCUCACAGAGAGAAGGAGCUCAGAGAAGCUGAAAUUUACAUUUUGGAAAGAAGCUAAGAUAUGUAAUCCAGAGUUUGCCCUGGGAGAAGCUGAGAGCUGACACAAACCCAGAUGCUUGGGGACACUUGGAGACGCCGACAGGAAGACCUUUGGAGAUGCUAAGCUAAGAGAUGAAGCACAGAAUUUGCCCUGGAGAAGCUAAGAGAGACAGAAGCCCAGAGACAUUUUGGAGAA